UAUUCCCUUUCCAAAUGUUGUUUCAGGCCUGAGUGGUGGUGAAUAUAUUUGACAUUUCGCCAAAUUUGUUUUGAUCUACCUUUCUGAAUACAAAACGGAUUGCAACGAUGGACGAAAACAACGACACCAGCUUGCUGGUCAUAGUGCUGGACACGAACCCGUCGCAGCGCAUAAUCCGCGAGAACCCGCACCACCUGACGCAAUGUCUGGACUCGAUAGUGGGUUUCGCGAACGCCCACCUCAUGCAGAAGGCCCACAACAAACUGGCCGUGCUGGCGUGCCACCACCAUGCGACCGAGUUCCUGUACCCGAACCCGGGCAAACCGCUGGACAUUCGUCAGGUCGAUGGGCAGUACGAGCAGUUUACGCUGGUGGAGAAAACCAUCAAGCAGAAGCUGGCCCGGAUGAUUAACGAGGCGCCGAGGUUGGCCGCUCCGACGGAAUCGCUGCUGGCCGGCAGUAUGGCCAUGGCCCUUUGCUACAUCGCUAGGAUAAACCGAAACAAACCGGCUGGAGUGAAAAUCAACUCCCGGAUCCUAGUGGUCACCGGAAGCAACGAGUGCGCCUCGCAGUACAUGACCUACAUGAACGUGUUCUUCACCGCCCAAAAGCAGAACGUCACGCUGGACGUGUGCGCGCUGGACAAACCGCUCAGUCUUCUGCAGCAGGGCUGCGACAUCACCGGCGGACAAUACCUGAAGCUGCCCCAACUGGACGGAUUUCUGCAGUAUUUGCUGUGGGUAUUCCUGCCGGAUCCACAGAUGCGUUGCAAACUGGUGCUGCCUCCACCGGUAAAAGUGGACUACCGAGCGGCCUGUUUCUGCCACCGCGAACUCAUCGACAUCGGUUACGUCUGCUCGGUUUGUCUGUCCAUCUUUUGCAAGUUUAGCCCGAUCUGUACAACCUGCCACACCGUCUUCAAGGCACCCGCGCCCAUUGCGGCCAAACCGAAAAAGAAAAAGAUGAAAACCUAAAUGUGAUAAAUUUUUCAUGUUACUUUAUUUCUACUUUCACUAAAAUAAACAUUUCUAAAACAACUCGCAA
Molecule: messenger RNA, 1044 nt
Organism: Culex pipiens pallens (northern house mosquito)
Lineage: Eukaryota; Metazoa; Arthropoda; Insecta; Diptera; Culicidae
Gene: Tfb4
Product: general transcription factor IIH subunit 3
Exons: 4
Coding region: 108-974 (288 amino acids)
Biological process (GO): regulation of DNA-templated transcription; nucleotide-excision repair
Cellular component (GO): transcription factor TFIIH core complex; transcription factor TFIIH holo complex
Source: RefSeq, a predicted model, not a curated record